This is a messenger RNA of Echinostoma caproni, 399 nucleotides long. NCBI's taxonomy places the organism in Eukaryota, Metazoa, Platyhelminthes, Trematoda, Plagiorchiida, Echinostomatidae. The record is from the annotation of a GenBank genome assembly.
UAAAACCCGAUGUGAUUCUUCAUGCUUGUCAAUUAAUCCCGGUCAAUCAUGAGAAACAACGUUGGAAGGUCACGGUCGGACUGGGUACUGUCAAUCAAUCGGUGAAUUUUCGAGGUCAACAUGUUCAUCAAGAAGCAUUCGAACGCUGUACGGUUCUACUAUCACCCACAAGCAGUCGGUCUACGGACGCUUGUGUUCGAGUGUGCGGUCAUAUUGUGUCCGUGUUGGCCGCGGCCUCCCAGUUUGUCCAGUGUCGUCAAAAUAUACAAGAAUUACCACAACUGGCGUGGCAUGUGCUUCGACUUCUCUACUAUCGCGUAAGAUCUUAUUUAUUUACACUCGGGUUUGUUGGUGGUGGUGGUGGUGGUGGCGUUUGUCAAGCGGCUAAGGCCUGGAGGU